AUAUUGUUGUGGAUAGCUAAUGCGCUCACUCCACAAGAGAUCCGGGAUAGGAUCCUGGACGUGAAUUCAACCUUUCAACAAGAACUUGUUCAGUACCUUGAGUCUGUUCAUAUGGGAGAAUUUUUUGAUGGCCAGAGUAUGCGUGACAUCGCCACAGAUGUCAACGCUAAGGAAGAAACAGCCAAAGCAUCUGGUUCCCGAUACGUUCCCCCAACGGAAACUCUGCCAAUAGCGUCACCUGCAACGUGUAAAACACAUCAGAAUAAGGAGCCUGUUUCCGGCUGUAAAAGAUGUGAUCAGACCAACACUUGGUGGGACGGUUUCAAAGCAACAGUCAAUGAACUGGUGUGGCGAACUAAUCGACAUGAGUGUGGCACCCACUGUUUAUCCAACAAAUACGGCACCUGCAAAGCCCGGUACCCACGAGAAGUACGAUCAUCUACGACAGUGGACCCGGAGACUGGUUACUUGAAUCUAAAGAAAGGUGAAGCGUGGAUGAACAUGUUCUCAGCAGUAUUGAGUUACCUACUGAGGUCAAACACUGAUGUUACCAGCUUACUUUCCGGAACAGCUAUGAAGGCUGUUAUAGCCUAUGUCACAGAUUAUGUGACUAAACCGCAGUUACAAACCCACGUACUCUUCGAGACAGUAAGGUCAGUUUUG
Molecule: messenger RNA, 663 nt
Organism: Stereum hirsutum FP-91666 SS1
Lineage: Eukaryota; Fungi; Basidiomycota; Agaricomycetes; Russulales; Stereaceae
Exons: 1
Source: RefSeq, a predicted model, not a curated record